AAAACUGGUUAAUAAACAAGCUGAAAUCCGCUGUUUAAAAGCUUAAACAACAAAUUAUCAUGAAUCCUGGUUUAUACUUUGCUAUAGGCAGGAAAGCUAGAGAUCUUCUGUACAAGGAUUAUGCUCAACCUCAACCACUACAGAUUCGGUACCAAAGUUAUGAUUGGAGUUUUGAUUUCUCAUGCCAAAUUGAAGAGGUUUUGCCUGGAUUGAACACAGUUUUUAGAGUUGUUGUUCCAGAUUCAAGCCAGGCAGAACUGCAAUACUUGCGUGAUUAUGUGGGGUUUAGUGCUGGAAUAGGACUGAAGGCAAACUCUGCACAUGGAUUUGAUCCGAUUGCUAACAUCUCGGGUGUAAUAGGAAGCACUGUCGUCUCUCUUGGAGCAGACCUGGGGAUCGACAUAACAACAAGGACUCUCAACAAAUUCAGUGCCGGUUUGAGCUUGAAUAGUGCCUUCCUUAUUGCUUCCAUGACCCUGAGUGAUAGUUGUGACAGUGUAAAAGCAUCAGUUUAUCAUCCACUGAACCCCCCAACAAUGACUGCAAUUGCAGCUGAGUUGAAGCAUAGGAUUUCCAGGGAUGCAACCACCCUUACAUUUGGAGCCCAGCAUGCACUGUUGCCAUAUACAUUGGUGAAGGCUCGUAUGAAUACUGAUGGCAAAGUCAGUGCUGUUCUUCGGCAGGAAAUUUGGCAAAGGUUCUAUGUCUCCAUUGCAGGGGAGCUCGAUUUAAGGGACAACAAUAGUAUUCCUAGAAUUGGACUUUCAAUGGCAAUCAAGCACUAGAAAGAAUACCCAAUUCAUCAUACUCAGUUGAUUUGGUCGCCACAAAAUCGUAGUAUUUACUGUUAUGUAUACAGGUUCCUUGUAUUAGUGAUAAAUAAUGAUGUGAAAGAUAUCAAAUAAUGCAGAAAAAGUUAAGUUAAUGAAGGGUUCAUCGGAAGUUAAGCCAUGAAGCAGCUGCUAAUGUUGUGGAAACAAUUGCAGUGAAAACAAGUGUUGCAUUUGCAUAUGAGAAAAGACAAGAUUGCAGCAAGAGGAACUCAUGAACUAGACCAGGCAAUUCUUGGUAUUAUUUUUGUGUCAUAAUCAUAUUGUAUAAAUUUUGAUAACUUCAUAUGAUCACAUUUUGUUCCGCGGUAUCAUAUUUUUUGUUAUUUUUUUACAAA
This is a messenger RNA of Gossypium arboreum, 1168 nucleotides long. Its product is annotated as mitochondrial outer membrane protein porin of 36 kDa-like. Gene Ontology annotation, molecular function: voltage-gated monoatomic anion channel activity. Gene Ontology annotation, biological process: monoatomic anion transmembrane transport. Lineage: Eukaryota; Viridiplantae; Streptophyta; Magnoliopsida; Malvales; Malvaceae. The transcript has 5 exons. Bases 60 to 785 code for a protein of 241 amino acids. The record is from RefSeq and is a predicted model, not a curated record. Gene Ontology annotation, cellular component: mitochondrial outer membrane.